This is a messenger RNA of Contarinia nasturtii (swede midge), 1280 nucleotides long. RefSeq lists its product as uncharacterized. The transcript has 3 exons. The record is from RefSeq and is a predicted model, not a curated record. Bases 164 to 1216 code for a protein of 350 amino acids. Lineage: Eukaryota; Metazoa; Arthropoda; Insecta; Diptera; Cecidomyiidae. Gene Ontology annotation, cellular component: 90S preribosome; nucleus. Gene Ontology annotation, biological process: maturation of SSU-rRNA.
ACAUUUCACUUCACAACGAAUUUUAUGAUGACACUUUGACAGCAGCCAAAUAAAACAUGCUUGUUUGAGACUGUUCACAUAAUUCGAUUUAAAUUCGGUAUAUUUGGCAGUUAAAUUAACGAAGGAAAAAGGAAAACAGCAGUAUAUUGUCGGGCAUUGUAAAAUGGAUAAGAGUAAAAAGUCGAUCAAAAAGUUUCCCAACACAAAAAAUGACAAAAAAGCUCAAAUCAAUAACGAGAUCAUUCAACUGCAAGGAAAAUUUAAGCAGGCCAAGAUUGUUACAAUUCGCAAAAUUGUGAAUAAAUUGAAACAGCCCGAAAAAAAUUCAAAGCAAAAUCGAGUUGGCAAACUGGAACGAUAUCAAAAUGUUCUCAAUCAACUGAAAACCAUGUCACCGAAGCGAUUGGGUGUUUUAGCAUUGCUCUAUUACAAAACUGGAAAGAAUUAUUUGGCAGAUCAAAAUUCAACGGUUGAACAGUUGGCUGUUGGUUACUUUUGCGAACACAAAGCCGUUGGUGUAACAUUGGAUGCAAUUCGAAAUAAAUUGAAAUUGGCCGAAUCGUCUGAAUGGAGGAAAUUGGUUAAGAAGCUGUUUAAGAAGAAAGAAAAAUCAGAAAACGUCGAAAAAAUGGAAAAGAAAACUUCGUUCAUUGAAAGUGAUGCAACUGAUACGAGUGCCAUUGAGAAAAGUAAAAAUAAAAAGGCCAAGCAAAACGUAGAGACAAAAGGUAAACAAGAAAAGUCGACAAAACUACAGAAGAAGCGAAAGGAAUCGGCUGCGCAGCCAGAUGAACCAAGUGAAAGUGAUGCAGAGACAGAGGUUAAAACGAACGAAAUGAAUGCUUCAGAGGCACCGACAACUGUUGACGACUUUUUCAUAACAGCCGAUGGUAAAAACUAUUUAUCGAAUGCCGUUGUAACUCGAAAACAAGAAGAAGACACAGUUGACGACGAUGCCAAUUCCCACCUUGGCAAAGGCUUUGAAAAGAAACCGAGAGAAGCAUCAUUCUUCCAUAAGAGCGACAAAAAACCUGUGAAACUUGCCACAAAUCGAUUUGAAGGCUUAAAACGAAAGUGGCCCAAUGAAAUUGAAGAGAUAGUUCAUAAGAUAAAAGAAGCAAAAGUAGAUACACAGCUACAUCCAUCUUGGCAAGCGAAACAAAAACUCAAACCGACCAUUACCGAAUUUAAGGGAACCAAAAUUACAUUCGAUUAAAAUCAUUCAUAAUUUUCCUUGUGAAUCGUAUAUUUUUAUUCAAAUAAAUUAGAUAUGAAAAACA